AUGUGUUUCGUUCAUGAAGAAUCUUAUGAAAACUUGAGAACAUCGUGGCCCUUUCUAAGAGCCUCCGUGUGCUCACCCUCCUGUGAUACGAGAUCUGCUGACCCCGGUGGAAUGGCACUCGAUCUCGGAGGGAAUAAGAAGAAACAAAAUGAUAAGAGCAAGUAUUCAAUAGUUGAGCUUUCGUUAUUCAAGCCCGGAAAGAAGAAGUAUUCUGAGUUCGACUAUGAGGAGAUUAGAAAGAAACAGCUGAAGGAGGAUGAUUCAAGUGGUGACGAUGAGCGAUUCCAUGACCGGGAGGCUCUGGAAAUAGUGAAACGACUGGAAGCUAAAUAUGGCGGUAAGAAGGACAAGAAAGGUCGCAAGCUUCGAUUUGGAAAUGAAGAUGACUAUAUGGAUAAAAGAGCUGGCUAUGACUUGGACGAUGACUUUAUCGACGAUUCAGAAGCGUAUGAUGAGCUCAUUCCGUCUACAAUGGACACCUUGCAAGGCGGUUUCUACGUUAAUCGAGGGAAGUUAGAGUUUAGAACAAGACAGGAAGAAGUGAACGACUCGGAUAUAUCAGACGUGGAAGAAGCUCCUCAGCAGAAGAAGGGAACUAAGCGGGUUGUGGUAUCGAGUGAUGAUGAAAUGGAAGUUGUUGAAGAAACUGUUGUAUCCAGUGCUAUGGCCAGCACAAGUGGUGCGAAAACCACAUCGGAUGCUCCAGCUCCCGUUCCUAUCGCACCAAAACCGCGUAUGGUCGGUGCUCCACCCACGAAAGUUAGAAGAAUUGCUUUGGGAGAGUCGGCUAAUCAACGUGCCGCGAACGCUAUUAAGAAACGCCUUGUUGGAAUGCCACCCACGUUACUUAAGCGUAAAGUCCUUCAAACAGCUGUAACACGGAAAGAGAAUGAAAUGUCCGAUUUCCUUCGUUCGAUGGCCGGCGGCGACGUACCUAUGGACGACGACAUUGUCGAAGUAGUUGCAUCAACAUCAACUCAGCUUCCAACAACGAGCAAGUGUCCUGAGAAACCGUUGGCUAGUGAUGUAGCAUCUUCGGCUUCAACCUCAACCGCUCUCACCCCUGCACAAAAUGGUACCUCGACGAACAAUGGCGACACUAAUGGUUCAACUUCGAUUGUUCCCUCCUCUCCGAAGAAGAAACCAUUGGCUCCUAUGACUGACACGUUGUCAAGUAUGAUAGAAGAGUUCAAGCGAUGCACAAACAAUCUCGCAUUACCGGGACAGAAGAAACGCCUUCAGAACAUUCACGUCGAUAUGGUUAUUGCGAUAGAAGAGCAAUGUCUGAAAGAUGGCUAUUCGGUUCAUGAAAAAGCACGUGUGGCGCAUUCUUUGGCGGACUACUGUGGAAUCCAGAAAAACUCGUUAUAUGCUCGUUGUAUCAAGCGAAGAGACGAACAUAAAAAUGGAGCACCGAAUCUUGCAUUUCUUGGAAAAUCUACUGGUGGAGGAGUUGGAACCUCUACAACCUCGGUGUUCAACAAAAGUGCGACCUCAACUACUGCAACACCUUCUACUGUGAAGACUGUUCCAACAGCUGUAACUCCAACAACCAGCAAAGCUGCAACUACAACUGCUCCUGCCGCUCCUUCUGUUGCACCUGUUAAAACAACAACAACAGCACAAACACCGUCCAGCACUUCUGCUCCGUCUUCUUCGGUGAAUCCCCCGACAAAACCCACCGUGGUUGUACCGCCUCCGGCAGCACCGUCCUCUUCUUGUCCAGCAAGCUCAAAACCGCCGUCAACAUCCACGUCGCCGCCAAAGCCUAGCUCGUCGUGGACGAAUCAAAAGAAAUUAGCAGCCCAAUCAAUGAUCACAAACGUUGCGGGUCUUGCUGCUUUCAAGGGACGCGUCGGCGAGUUGCAAGAAAUCUUAAGAAAAGUCGCCAACGAAACCAUCACGUAUGAGGACUUUGUUAAAUGGCACGACUUGAGUAUGAAGACGGUGCCUGCCAAAAGUUCUGGUGAGCAGAAACAUCCCGUGAAUGGAUUGGCUAGACCAAAUUCCUCAAAUUCCAACACUGCUAAGGUGACUGGUCACGGAAGCAGUGGAACAAAAGAGUCGUCAGCUGUUCCACCGACAAAGACGAGUACAAAUGUAGUAGCAGCUCCGGUGAAACGCACAACUCUCGCUCAAGCAAUGGCAACGUCGAGUACGCCAUCUCGUGUGCGGCCGUUAACACUUAGUAGUAAUCAAAUAGCGGAAAAGUUUGAAGCUGAUAAACAGGAUACCAUCCGAGCUAUCUCCAUAGCCAUUGAAAACAGCAAAACCGCUUACAAAAAGAAAUGUGAUGCGGCUGGCGCUGCAGGAAAACCUGUUCCAAGAUAUGAAUUUCUGUGGACUGAGAACUUGGCGAAAGCGCUGAGAACUCAACUCGAUCUGUACUGGUCGGUGAUUUUGGGGUCAGAUAGCUUCGCCCACGCGACAGAGGGAAUUGUGACCAUCUUCGCAAAGGAAAUUUAUCCACUAUUCCGUGGCGAGAUCAAACUAAGUCGCUUAAUUGUGGAAUACACGAGGCGGAGCCCAGAAAAGGCGUUCCUACUAGCGAGUCCGAGUAUUCAAAGGUUGCUGAAGGACGAUGGUGUCGAUCUAAACAACAUCACAGUCAUCACCAAGAAGGAGAAAACUGACGCUGACUCUACUGCUUCGAAGAGUUGCUCGUCCCAAGAUGAUGCUGAUGUGGUUGCUGUUGAGCCCAGCACAUCCAACGCCAACACUUCUAAUGGGGAUAUCGCUGCUGCUUCGUCUCCAUCCACAUCAUUUACCCCGUCGCUUUCAGCUGCAGCAACAUCAGCAUUGGCAGCCUCUAGUCAGGCGGUGGCUGCUCUCAAUGGAAUGGGAUUGACAAUGACGCCUACUCAGAUUGCUGAGUUGACAGCAGCUAUGCAACAAUUGAGUACUCUCACGACUGAUCCUCAAAAACUACUAGUUCUUCAACAAACGUUAAUGAUGCAAGUAAUGACGCAUAACCAAGUUGAAGCAAAGCGAAAACAGGAAGAAGAGAAGAAGAAAGAGGAAGAAAGAAAGAGAAAGAUCGAAGAAGAGAAAGAAGCAAAGAGAAGAGCGAAAGAGGAGGAGAAGUUGAAACUUAUAGCCCAGAAAAAGGCAUUGGCUCAGUGUGCUAAAGAGAAAGCUUUAGAGGAGAAACGGUUACGUUUAGAAGAGGAAAAGAAACAGAAACUAGCAGAGAAAGCACGAAAAGCUGAAGAGGAGCGAGAAAAACGGUUGCAGGAGCAGGCGGAGAAGGAGCGGUUAAUGAGGGAAGAACGAGAACGGCAGGCAAGAGAGGAAGCUGAAAGGAAAAAGAAAGAAGAAGAGGAGCGAGAACGACUUGAGCAAAUCCGUGUGAAAGUUGAGGAGGAGAAAGCCAGAGAGCUGGAGAAACAACGUCAAGCUCAGCUCCGGGAGGAAGAGGAAAAAGCGGCUCAGCUAUUGGAGGAGGAGAUUUUACUGGAUGAUCCCAGUGAAGUUCCGCCUGAACGGAAGCUAGAGCUUGAGGAGGAAGAACAAGCAGAAUCGCUGCGAAUCAAAAAGCAAGAAGAGCAACUAGCGGCAGUGCGAGCUGCUAAUUUAGCUGCACAAGUUCAACAAACGCAAACAGCUCCAAGCUGUCAGCAGAAACCAAGUCCAGUAGCUCCACCGCCAAUGACCACAGCAAUACCCCCUGAGCAGAAACCGUUGGCAACCCCUCCCAAGCCAAUGCCCACCCCACCAACUGGUUUUCAAAUGCCACCACAGUCGAAUGUGAUUAGGAGUCCAGUGACGACGACGAUCCCUUCCAGUCCUCAGUAUCCAAAUCCCAGCAGCUACGGGUUCCCUAGUAGUCAUGGUAGUGGCAGCGCUGUAAUGAUGUCGCCACAGUGUUUAACGCCAAUGACACCUCCGUCCCACAGAAGCCCAGCAUUCCAUCAACAACAGGUGAUUCAGUCUCCCCAGCAACAUCAACCAGUUCAGUCUCCUUUAUCUACCGGACCACAUCAACACCAGAUGGUAACUCAAAGAUCACAACCGCAGUCCAUGUCUUGUUCACAACAAACCACCCAGCAUAUACCACAAACAAUCAGUUUUGAUCCGCAACCACCGCCUCCAUUUGCUCAACCACAAUCUCACUCUACUCCUCCACAGAGCAACUUUUGUUUUGGAAUGCAGCAACAGCAGCAGCAACAACAACAACAACAACAAAUUCAACCACAACGACCGUUGCAGCAUCAACAACAAGCUCAAAUGCAUCAAGUAAUGCAACAAAAUCAACCUAUGCAACAGACCAUGCCGCAAUCACAGUCAAUGAUGCAUCAACAAAUGCAACCACAACAUCAAUCACAACAAGUGCAACAGGUGCAGCAGCAACACCUACAACAUCGACAAAUGCAGCAACAAGCGCCACAUACGGGCGGACAAUUCCAAUCACAAAUGACACAGCGCCCCCAACAAACAGUGGAUCAACAGCAAAUGUUAAUCCAACAACAGCGGCAACGGGAGCUCUAUUUGUUACAACAGCAGCAACAGCAAAUUGCUGCCCAACGGCAACAACAACAACAACAACAACAACAAUUGCAACAACAACAAAUACAACAACAACAACAGCAAAUGCAGCAGCAACAAAUGCAGCAACAGCAACAAAUGCAGCAGCAACAAUCGUUUUCGAUGCAGCAACAAAAUCAUUCCGCAUAUUUGAUGCAGCAUCAACAACAGCAAGGAUUUCAAAACAAUACGCGUCAGCAUCAAAUGCAACAGAUGAUGGGUCAAUAUCCUCAUCAUCAGCAACAGAAUCCGUUCGGAUACUAG
Necator americanus (New World hookworm) is the source of this 4788-nucleotide messenger RNA. RefSeq lists its product as uncharacterized. Gene Ontology annotation, cellular component: nucleus. Gene Ontology annotation, biological process: chromatin organization. The transcript has 40 exons. The coding region runs from base 1 to 4788 and encodes 1595 amino acids. The record is from RefSeq and is a predicted model, not a curated record. Lineage: Eukaryota; Metazoa; Nematoda; Chromadorea; Rhabditida; Ancylostomatidae.